Molecule: messenger RNA, 1031 nt
Organism: Moneuplotes crassus
Lineage: Eukaryota; Ciliophora; Spirotrichea; Euplotida; Euplotidae
Source: the annotation of a GenBank genome assembly
GGGGCAGGAGAUCCCUCUAUGAAGGCAGGAAUAAAUAUGGGAGUUUAUACCUGUAAUACAUCGAUGAAAAAUGAAGCUUUCUUCUCCUCAGACGGAGAUAUCAUGAUUGUACCUCAGUUAGGAAAGUUGUCGAUCAUGACUGAGUUUGGACAUAUUGAAGCAGAAUCUUGGGAGGUUGUAGUUAUCCCAAGAGGAAUCAAAUUUGCAGUUGAAGUUACUGAAGAUUGUAGAGGCUAUUAUUGUGAACUCUAUGAUGGGCAUCUUCAAAUUCCAGAUCUUGGGCCAAUUGGAACUAAUGGAAACGCGAAUCCAAGAGAUUUCGCGAUUCCGAAAGCAAAAUACUUUGAUGAGACUAAUGAAUAUAGAGUGAUCCAGAAAUAUUUAGGAAAAUUCUUCGAAUAUACUAUCCCACACAACAUCUUCGACAUAGUUGCUUGGCAUGGAAACUAUUAUCCUUACAAAUAUGAUUGCCAUCAUUUCAACACAAUGGGAAGUAUCAGUUAUGACCAUCCCGAUCCCUCUGUUUUCACCGUCCUCACUUGCCAGACUCCCGAUCAUGGACAAGCCGCUCUAGAUUUCGCGAUCUUCCCUCCUAGAUGGCUAUCAAUGGAAGACACAUUCAGGCCUCCAUACUUCCACAGAAACACCAUGAACGAGUUCAUGGGCAACGUGGCAGGCCAGUAUGAUGCUAAAGAAGAAGGGUUCUCACCUGGAGCAGUUUCUUUGCACUCAUGCAUGUCAGCACAUGGUCCAGAAGCAGAAGUUGUUGAGAAAGCCUCAACUUGAGAACUGAAACCGCAAAAAGUCGGAGAAGGGUGCUUAGCCUUUAUGUUUGAGACCUGAUAUACAAUGAAAGUUACAAAGAGUUUCAUGCACGAUUUAGAAGGAGCUACAGAUUCUUAUAGCGUCAACUCCCACAAGGCUGUUGAUGAAAGCUACCAUGAUUGCUGGAAAGGAAUGAAGAGAUUAUUCGAUCCAAAUGAUCCAGAUGCCGGAUAUAAAAAGUAUCUCAGCGAACAUAAGAAUUAGUU